AUGUACAACAACAGUUACUACCCACUUUAUAACAACCCCACGGGGCAAUAUUACCAAACGAAUAUGCGAAGGAGACCAUUUAAACAGAGGCAGCCUAUAGACUCCCUCAAUAUUCACAGAAAGUCUCCCUUGCUAUACCAGCUAAUGAAAAAGGAAAUUUACCUGUACGAGAAAAAGCUGAUCAAGUGCAUCGAGUUCAUCACGCGCAGUGGCUUCUUCGACCACGCCGAAGAAGACGCGGCAGGUGCAGACAUCGUCGAAGUGGGGUAG
Molecule: messenger RNA, 270 nt
Organism: Plasmodium fragile
Lineage: Eukaryota; Apicomplexa; Aconoidasida; Haemosporida; Plasmodiidae
Exons: 1
Coding region: 1-270 (89 amino acids)
Source: RefSeq, a predicted model, not a curated record